This is a messenger RNA of Leptosia nina, 1119 nucleotides long. Lineage: Eukaryota; Metazoa; Arthropoda; Insecta; Lepidoptera; Pieridae. The record is from the annotation of a GenBank genome assembly.
GAGAUCGAUGAGCUCCAAGACAUCCGCUUGACUCUUCUACACAAACAGCAGAGUGAGAAGAGACAGAAACAGAUAUCCAGAACCGGGAAGAAGCUGGCGAAGCUCUGGGCCUGCAAGAAGGCGGACAUGGAGAGGAAGAUCGACACUAUUCGACGGACUCGGGAUAGAGAAAUGCGCAAACUAAAAGCCCUGCACAACAUGGGAGGUCGCGUUGGUCUGGUGGAGGCCCAACGCGCUGCCCGGGGGGCCGGAGCCCCGACUGCUGCAGCUACGGACCCCACGUCUGACCUCCACGCCCCAAGGGCUAGACACGGGUACCAGGCGAGAAGAAAGCACGCGGAGAUCGUUUACGAUCCAUCAUUGUUAUUGCUGGAAGACCACAUGGUGGUAGCGCAGCCGCCCACCUGGCUGGAUCAGUGUGGGCAGAACCUCAACAGGUCGUGUUCCGGCCACCACCUGCCAAGGGACACGACGCAGCUCUGCGAACGGGAGACGAAGUGGAGCGAACAGUUCUUGGAGAACUUGCACAAUGAUCUUAAGAAGGCUCGCCUUGGUGCGGCGGCCUUCAGUGCUGGUCCGCUUCGUGUGCUCAAGCCGCGGUGCUUGGCGGUGACUCCUCGACCUUCGACUCCAGUGGUGGAAGCUGUGCCAGAGGAGGAUGAAGCUUCUCACCAGGCCGCACUCACGCUGCAGAAGAUAAUUCGCGGACGAGCUGUACAGAACUUGAUGUACGAAGGUCGUACCAGGGCAGCAGAACUGACAGAGGAGUUGAAAACGACUCACGGUCUCCAAAAGGAAGAUCGAGCUCGUAUAGCGAGGGAGGAAGCCAAGGCGAGGGACCACAACGCGUUGAGGACAGAAGCUGAACAGAAGGAUGACGCCAUAUCAGCGCUGGUGGAAGAAUUGUGCGGCGGCGCGGUCUCUGCUGCGCUCGACUUCUUGGAGAAGGAGUUGAGAAGACUUAGAGAAGAGAGGAGACAUCACGCGUUCAUACUUAUUGCGCUACGUGAGAAAACAAUGCGCGAAGCCGCAGAAGCGGGUAGAAGGCAAAAAGAAGAACAAAGAAGAAAAGAACACGACGAAAUGUUUAAACAGGCAAGUGAAAGGAGAAAGAGAUAA